Nilaparvata lugens (brown planthopper) is the source of this 5214-nucleotide messenger RNA. RefSeq names its product repressed by EFG1 protein 1. The record is from RefSeq and is a predicted model, not a curated record. Lineage: Eukaryota; Metazoa; Arthropoda; Insecta; Hemiptera; Delphacidae. The transcript has 6 exons. The coding region runs from base 134 to 1000 and encodes 288 amino acids. Gene Ontology annotation, cellular component: extracellular region.
UAGCUUAGUAUAAUUUGAACUUUACGUAAAGCUUGGUAUGAGUACAGUAUCCGAGAUUGUUCCAGAGCCUUCAAGGAAAUACGAUCACAUAACCUCAAAGUAGUUAUUUAUUAAUUUGUAUCCUACAGUUCGCAUGGAGGCUGUCGGAGGCAGCGGAUGCGGCGGUCGGCGAGUGGAGGUGUACCCGGGAGGCGGCAUCGGGCCGAACACCGGCGCACACUGGCCCCCGUCUCGGAGGCGGGAGGAGGCGGCCGCCCUUCUCAACCUACAGCGCCGCCUCCAGCAGGGACCGCCGCCCCCCAAGGUGCCAGGCAAGGGGCGCUCUUCUGGCGCGGCCAGCUCAUCCAAACUGCAUCCACUCGACAACCGGCCGCGAUUUCUGCAGAAGAUGCUAAGCAAUCGGCCUGGUUUGGCGGGUGAACAUGAGGAUACCGGCACUGACUGGUUGGACAGUGAGUUCAUAGCCGAAUGUCUCUGCUGGCAUAAUGUCUACAGGCAGAGACAUGGAGUACCUUUUCUCAGCCUUUGUCCUCAGCUAUGCGAGAAGGCGCAAUCAUGGGCCAAUCACCUGGCUCACACCAACACAUUUUUCUACCGUCAAGACAAAGAUGUCGGCCAAAACCUAUUCUGCCGGCUCACCAAUACUCUACAGACUGAUGUAACAGGUCAAGAAGUCGCAUCAUACUGGUACAGCGCAGUGAGACAAUACAACUACCUCAAAGAACCGGAUGUUCUUCAUGCAAAUGUCAAUGCUGGCCACUUCACUCAGCUAGUCUGGGCGAACACAAGGUCGUUCGGCGCUGGAAAAGCGAGGAGUCGGUCCGGUAAAAUCCUGGUGGUAGCCAACUACAGUCCUCCAGGAAACACGUCUGGACUUUUCCAACAGAACGUUCUUCCUCCUCUACUGGAGCUGGAGUUGGAACUAGCGCUGGCCGCAGAAUCCAGCAUGUCAGGUAGCGACUCCAGUGCUUCAAGGAGCGCCGCCGACUACCUCACCUAACCUCUCAGUCAAUCUCUUGAGGAAUUUGUCGAAUCUGAAUAUGCCCAUCGCCCUCUGGGUGGUGAGAGUUGAUGCAACAGGCACUAUAUACAAUCAUAUUGUACCCAGCAAGCUUAUCUUGUUACAAUUAUGAUAUGAUUGUAGCUUUGGCUGAAGGGUAUAUAGGGCACGAUGCCAUUGCUUUUGAGGGCUUAAUAAGUAGUAUGGAAACAUCUUGCACUGUGAUAUUGAGUAGAAAAGAUGAAUUAGGAUAUUCUGGGAGUAGGCCAUUCACCAUACCAUAUAAUUCUGAAGAGCUAGGCUACAUAGAUACACACUUGACUCUGUAGAAAUUGCUCCAACAAAUGGGAAUAUUUUAUUCUAGAACUACCAUAUCGUAAUGUUCUAGUUAGUAAUGAUUUAAUAACAUUCAAGUGAAUAUCGCAGAAAAAGUCAAACAUUUCAACAAUUUCGAAAUAGGCCAAUUUGUAGACCGGAAUAAAAUGCAGAAAGAAACAGCAAUUUUAACUGUCACAUGAAUGUAAUUAUGAUGUGAUGGAUGAAUGGAGAGAAUGAGAACUAUCUGAUGAUUCUCUUUUUCCUAUUCCUUUUCUUAUUCCUAUUUGACUAUUCAAAUAAUUGCUGGAUUGGAGUUCAAAUUUUGAAUUGAGAUGUAGCCUACCUAUCUGUGACAGGUUUGAAAUAAAGAUUAAGGUACUAGCUGAGGAUUUGAGUAUAGGCUCGAAUAAUAGAUAUGCCUCUGUUAUGAUAUUCUUCAAUAUACAGUAAAUUACUUUCGAAUGCAUCCUUCUUUUGGAUUUACAUUUCAGUAACUGAAGGCUAUACUUUACAGUUAAAUAUUUUAAAGCAUAAUAUUAUUAUUGGAUAUGAAACAUGAAGACCUGAUAUGAAACCACUUUAUGUCUGUGGAGUUUAAAAUUGUAAUUUUUAUAAAUCUUCGUUUAAAAUAGGUUACGGAUGGAAAUCUGAUACCUCUUAAAUGCAACUUUAUGCAUAAUUUGCAUAAAUUUAUUCACAGAACAUAUUUUUAGAGUGUUAUUGAUCCAAUCUCAUGAUCCAAGUUUUUUACCAAUUGGAGAUAAUAAAUUACUCUGUGCAGUAUGAGGUGUCGAAGUUGAGAAACUCCUGUGCCUCAAAGAGUUAAUUGUUAAAAAUACUUGUAUAAUAAAAUCCAUCUCAAGAAGAAUAAUUCUAUAUUGCGUUGAAUUAUUGGGCUAUUUUAGUGUAGAAGGUCUAGAGUUUUGACACUCUUGUAAAGUGGUGUAGGGAUAGAGGGAUAAAGCUUGAAGAAUUUGUGAAUUGAUAUAUAUUUUUCAAGCCCAUACAAUAUUUAUUUUUUCACCCUGGGAAUUGUAGAAGGUUUCAAAGCUCUAUGAGUCAAGUGUGUGAUCAGCUUUUUAAUAAGUUGUUUGGUCUUACCAGAGUAUAGAUCAGAGAAGUUUAAUGGAGAUUUUUGAUAAUUUGUGGCAAAGAUCUUAAAUAGAAGUUGUAACUUCAAAAAGAAAUACAGUGUUUUCGAACGGCCUCCAAAAAUGUAUUUAUAGUAUCAAUCUUGUUGUUGUAUAGGUGAAGAAUAAUGGGAAAGUUGGAAUUGUUGGUGGCGUACUGGCUGUCUUAGAUUUAAAUAGUGCGCACAAACUUUUCUUAGAGCUACAUCAAAUGGGGAGACAUUUGAAUUGUUAUAAAGGAAGUCAAGAAGUUAAAAUAGUUUGAUAGUCAACAAGUUUGAUAGUUUGCACUUGAAUCAAAAUUGGUGCUCAUUGAACAGAAGAGAAAUACUAAUUAGUCUACUAAUUUCUCAACUCAAUUAAGAAAGAAGGAAUGUUAAUCUUGUGGUUUAGACUUGUCAUUUGGAUAUGCCCACUGGGCUCUCAAAAUUUUGAAAAAUCGCGUAACAUCAUGAACAAGUUUUGUGCUUUUCUUGGAAAAAUUACCUCCGGUACCUUACUUUGGGAAAUUAUAAAUUAAUUAAUGAAUGAAUUGAUUUAUACCUAAUUCAUUGGUCCAUCUAGAAAGAAUAAUGACAUUUCUCAUAUGAGCUUUGUUGUAUUAUUCACCUCAGAUGAAUUUAUUCGAACCUGGAGGUGAUUCCUCUUGAAAUGCUUGAGAAAGAGAAAUUAAAUUCGGAUAGUUUCAGUUUCUGAUAAUAAAUAAACCAAUAAUUUUCUAAUUCUAAGAACAAUUAAAAUCGAAUUUAGAACUGUGUGAAAUCUACAUAAAUAAUCCUAAUUUCUGAUCUCAUCAAUAAUUAUCCUGAUUCUCAAAAAUAAGUUCCUAUGAAUAAUUGAACUCCUAUGAAUAAUGACUUAUUUUAUCACGAAAUAGUCUGUCUGGCACAAUGUAUUUAAUAACUUGUGAGGAAGUAAAUCAAUUAUUUAAAAUAGAAAAAAUGUUACCUCCUAUGAAAUCAAACUAGCGAAAAUCAUCUAGGCUAGUUUAUGUCACUUGAAGCUCUUUAGAAAACAAUUACAAAUCAUUUAUUAUGUAAUCACUUCAGUGUCUAAAUUUGAAGGUGUUUUUGCUUCAAAUUUUUAAAGUAAAAUAUGCUUAGAAUUUGUGAGCUGUAAAUAAAGUUUUGCCUAAUUGGUCGUUAGCUAUAAUAAGAUUCAAAUUUACAGAAUAUUUGUUCAUUUCAAGAGAGUAGAGAUCAUUAUAGUUUCUUUAUAACUGCAGAAAAUGCUUUCUUCAAUAAUUAAACACAAUGUUUUUUGCGAUAUUAAUGUAAUAGAUGUCACAAUCAAUUUAAUUCACCAGGGUAAGAGAUCAACUAUUCAAUUAUGACUGCAGAAUCAUAGACUCAAUCAAUCAAUUUUUUAAAAUGAAACUGAUAGUAAGAAUAUAAAUGCGAAUAUUUAUGCGAUAGUUUCAGUUUACUUUAGCAGACAUAUGUAGAGGACAAUCUGUUGAAUCGAAUUUGAUAAUAUUAUCACAUUCGAAAACAUUCUCAUGACAUUAUUUCAUAAUUUUGAUGAUUGCCUCUUGAAAUGAACACAAUAAUCCUAGCUGCUAGAAAGAUUUAAAUUUUUAGAGUGCAGGGCAAUCAUUCCUUAAGGCCUUGGUUAGAAUAAUGAAUAAUGUUUUCAAUUUCAAAUUACAUUUUUAUAAAUAUAAUGACUGAUCACAUAGUAUUAAAUGCUCAAAACCUCGAAUUAAUUAUUUGUGAUGUUCCGAAGAUUGUUAAUUUUGUUUGGAUAACUUAGAUUUUUAGUAUUAUAGCUCAAAUGUUUAGAUUGUUGAUUAUUUACUGAAAGUUACUGUAUAGAUGUUAUGUGAAAAAGUACACGCGCUAUCACUAGCUACAGUGAUAAUCAUUUAUAUAAGUGAAGAACAGACAUUCCAUUAUUAUAUUAUAUAUUAUUUUUCUACAAUCCUUGAUAGACAGAAUUGCUUGUCUCAUUUCGAAUGCUUCCAUUUAAUGAAAGAUUGAUUAUAUUGCAUUUCUGAAAAAUCAAAUCUAUUAAUCUUUAUGUAAAUUUUAGAAGUGAGGUAUGUUUUGCCAAUCAUUAAAGAGACCUCUCUUAAUAAGAGCUUCUUCAAUUUAAUGCACUGACGAAUCAUAAAAUUUCAAGUUUUAACUCUAGGCCUAUAUUAGUAGAGAAGCAAAUAAUUCAUAAAAGUUGCUCCGUAUCUGUAAGUAGGCUAGGCUAUUAUAAUAUAGGCUUUCAUAAGAGUUAGCAUAGAAAUUCAGAAUCUUUAUGGAGUUAUCUACAUCUCUUAUUAGCAUUCAAAAAUACAGUUGAAUUCAAAGAAUAUAUCACUCACAUUAUGUGCAAAUUCAGCUCGGAAAAAUUAUUAUUGACAUUACUGUGUAACUACAAGUUGAAACUACGAAUCUACCAUUUAUUGAAUUUUUAUGAUUUUUUAAUAUUUCUCAUUAUUCUCUUGUAGUAGAUCUAUGGAGCUCAAUGUUAGACAAAUCUUUAACAUGAAUCUGUUAUCUUUAGCAGUAGUUAACACCUAAAUUCUUGAAUUUAACCUAAUACCUUGGAAAUUGAAACCAAAUCUUCAAAGUAGUUGAAUUCAUAAAGUCAGCUUUUAAAAAACAUUUUGUAGCAACAAAGAUGGAAUAUAAAGUAGGAAAAAGCCAAUUUAUUGUUAAAACAUGCAAAUCACUGAAGGCUGUGAUGUAAAUUGAGGUGAAGCUUUUGCUUAGCGAUUAUUUAUGUGUCCUAAUCCAUGACUGAUUAAUGUAAAAUAAAUUUUUUCCAUUAGUA